AUUGACUUGACCCGUCCGACGAUCGACCGGCCGGGAACACCAAUCAACCAACCUUUUACGGCUUACAUCCCCACGUCUUGUACUCCAUUUCAGAUAGACAGUACUGACCACCUAUCGCGAGACGACACACCUGGAAGCCUCAGUUUCGUCGUCCGAUUGCAGCGGCCUGUACCACACAAAUCCUGUUCUAAACAGUACAAGGACAGCCUUUUUCUGACCUUCAUCCUCAAGGAUUGGUCAUGAUGCUGGACCCUGAAGGUUCUCAUUCCCAAAGCUACCCAGACGCCGAUGGAUAUUUCGGCCAGUUUGGCGGUAAUUAUUAUCCGCCUGAGGUUCGGCCGGCGCUCAAAGAAUUAGAUAGGACUUAUCAGGAGCUGCGUCAGUCGCCAGAUUUCCAGCAGGCUCUCGACAAGGCACGGAUUGGACUUCAAGGGCGGCCAACCCCAGUCCACUAUCUUGAGAAUAUCUCGAAGCAAGUCGGAGGCGCUCAGAUCUUCGUCAAACGGGAAGAUUUGAACCACACAGGCGCGCACAAAAUCAACCAUUGUGUUGGUUUCGCACUUCUUGCAAAGAAAAUGGGCAAGACAAAGCUGAUUGCUGAGACCGGAGCCGGUCAGCAUGGCGUUGCGCUAGCAACUGCAGCUGCCUAUUUUGGUCUUGAAUGCGAAGUUCAUAUGGGCGAUGUUGAUGUUGGAAAGCAGAGUUCAAACGUUGGUCGCAUGCAGCUACUCGGUGCACGUGUGGUACCAGCAACCGCUGGCCAAUCUGCCCUGAAGGAAGCUAGCGACUCCGCAUUUAAUGCAUAUGUCAAACAGCAUGCACACGCGCUGUAUGCAAUUGGAUCGGCUAUCGGGCCACAUCCUUUCCCCCUGAUUGUUCGAGAUUUCCAAGCUGUAGUUGGUCGAGAAGCCCGCGAGCAAUUUCUCUCCGUCACGAAUGGCAGCUUACCUGAGCAUGUGGUUGCCUGUGUGGCAGGGGGUUCGAAUGCGAUGGGUUUGUAUUCCGGCUUCAUUGAUGAUGCGGAGGUUGCCCUGCAUGCAGUAGAACCGCUCGGUAAAUCAGAUCAACUUGGCCAACACGCAGCGACACUAUCAUACGGUAGGCCGGGGGUGUUGCAUGGUGCCCGGUCAGUUGUGCUACAGGAAGAUGACGGUACGCCUGCCAGAGUCUCAUCCGUGGCAUCUGGACUUGUCUACCCCGGCAUCGGGCCAGAGAUUGCGCUGCUGCAUGAAACUGGCCGGCUUUCCGUCGCAAAAAUUUCUGACGAAGAAGUCAUCAGUACCUUUUUCCGCAUGGCGAAAUUCGAGGGAAUCAUCCCUGCAUUAGAAAGUGCGCACGCUUUGGCGUUUGCAAUCAAAUUGGCAUCACAACGCCCUUCGUCCGAACGGAUACUGGUUAAUCUUUCGGGUCGCGGUGACAAAGAUGUCGACUACGUGCUUGAAAACUAUGGGACUGGUUAAAUAAUUGCUAGGGUAAGGAUGUCAUGAAUGGAUGACGACUAUCGCAACUCGAAGCUUGAAGCUCAAAACUUAAUUUCAAAAUGGUGUUGUCUAAAAUGAAUGCCUAAGAUUUUGAUAAAGAAAGGAUAGCAUAAAAUUAGUUAGUUAGCCAACUAGCGCGAAC
Molecule: messenger RNA, 1623 nt
Organism: Talaromyces proteolyticus
Lineage: Eukaryota; Fungi; Ascomycota; Eurotiomycetes; Eurotiales; Trichocomaceae
Product: tryptophan synthase beta subunit-like PLP-dependent enzyme
Exons: 3
Coding region: 240-1460 (406 amino acids)
Biological process (GO): L-tryptophan biosynthetic process
Cellular component (GO): cytoplasm
Molecular function (GO): tryptophan synthase activity
Source: RefSeq, a predicted model, not a curated record